AUGACGGAAACUCGUACGCAGAGGGCUGCAGUGCUUGUAGAACGGGGCCCCAACCCCAAGUUUGAGGUGCGCACCGUUCCCGUACCCACCGUCGGUCCCAAUGACGUCCUGGUUCGCCUGUCCGUCACCAGUGUCUGCGGCUCCGACUACAGCCUCGCUGUCGGCCACCUGGGCCCCUCCCGCGACAUUCUCGGCCAUGAGGGCGUUGGCCGCAUCGUUGCGUUUGGCUCCAACGCCACCACCCUCGACAGCACCUUGACGAUCGGCCAGCGCGUCGGCCUUGCCUGGAACCGCGAUGCCUGCGGCCUCUGCGUCUUCUGCAUGGACCCCAACAACGAUGCCGAGACCCGCUGCAAAGCCCGGCUCGUGUCUGGUGUGGCCGCCGACGGCACGUUUGCCGAGUAUGCUGUCGUGCCUGUGCGCUACCUCCUGCGCCUGCCGGCCGAGCUGGACGACGUAUCGGACGAAGACAUUGUGCCCAUCAUGUGCGGCGGCGUCACGGCCUACAAGGCCAUCAAGGAGUGCGGCCUGCUGCCGGGCCAGAUUAUUGCCGUUGUGGGUGCGGGCGGCGUCGGUCUGCUGGCGCUCAUGUACGCCAAGGCCAUGGGCUUCCGUACCAUUGGCAUCGACGUCAAUGCCGAAAAGGGCGUGCUUGCCAAGGCGCACGCGCACGUUGACCACUACGUGGACCUGUCGUCCCUGCCCAAGCUCCCCGACGGCGCACCCAGCGCCAAUCCGUUCUGGUCGUCCGUCGGUGACGCUGUCAAGAAGCUGACGCCAGGCGAGGUGGGCGUGCACGCCGUGCUCGUGGCCUCGGGCGCCCCGGCUGCAUACCAGUCGGCAUUCGGCAUGCUCGCUCCCUUUGGCGCCCUCAUGUGCGUGGGCCUGCCGCCCAUUGACAAGCCCGUGCUGUUCCACCCUACGGCGUUCAUUGCCAACGGCUGGCGGGUGCUCGGCUCGGCCGUGGGCAAGCGCGGCGACAUCCUCGAGGCGCUCGACUUUGUGAAGCGUGGACUGGUGAAGCCGCUGACGAAGCCGGCCAGGUUCUCUGCCAUUGACCAAUUGGUAAACGACGUCGGCCGGGGCAAAGUCGACGGCAAGUACGUGAUCCGGCUGGACGACGAAGAGGCUUCAGACGCCGCCGCACCGGCUGCAGCUGACCCCGCUGCGGCAUAA
Molecule: messenger RNA, 1176 nt
Organism: Sporothrix brasiliensis 5110
Lineage: Eukaryota; Fungi; Ascomycota; Sordariomycetes; Ophiostomatales; Ophiostomataceae
Product: alcohol dehydrogenase 2
Exons: 2
Coding region: 1-1176 (391 amino acids)
Molecular function (GO): zinc ion binding; oxidoreductase activity
Source: RefSeq, a predicted model, not a curated record